CGGCGACCCGAGGAGCUCUGCCGCCAGCGACCGGAGCCGGGCGCCGCAGAGCUUGGGACUGCGAAGGAUGCGGCCAUAACAGGCUGCGGAGAUAUUAUUGCGGACCAUGAGGAGGAUGUGGGCGGCGGGAGUGGCAGCUGCGAGAAGAGCACCCCCGGGGCCGGCAAGCUGGGUGCCUCCAAGAAGCAUCCCACCAUGGUGGCCUACCAGGGAGGCGGGGAGGAGAUGGCCAGCCCGGACCAGGUGGAUGACACCUACCUUCAGGAGUUCUGGGAUAUGCUGUCGCAGACAGAGGAGACUCAGACAGAAGGAGGAGGUGGAGGAGGGACAAAGAAGCCCGAGGGAUUGAAGGAGAACCGAGGUACCGAGGGGGCCCAGAACAAGGUGGUGGUGAAACGUGGUGGCCUCCACCAGAUCCCCAUUCACCUCAACCACAAAGAGGAGCAGAAGGGCAGGGAGAAGGAGCAGCACGAAGGCAUCCCAAACAGCGAUGAGGGCUAUUGGGAUUCCACCACCCCUGGUCCUGAGGAAGAUAGUUCCACAAGCAUCCAGAAGGAGACCAUUCCCAGGGACAGCUACAGCGGGGAUGCUCUCUACGACCUCUACGCAGAGCCGGAUGAGAACCCACCAGCGGGCCCUGCGGAUGAAGAGGUCACCUUCGUGCCACGCGCCAAGCCCGUGUCUCCAAUAACGACCACAUGCUCACUGAGAACGCCCUCAAGCUCAGUGAAGGACUCCAAGAUACCCAUCAGCAUUAAACACCUUUCGUCGCAUGCCAGUCAUGGAGCAGACGCCAGUAACAGUCAUCACAUCGCACACCAUCACCUGGCCAAAAGCGAGAUGCACAGAACAAAAAUCCCUGUCUCUAAAGUACUGGUACGCCGGGUCAGUAACAGGGGCUUAGCAGGGACAACACUGAAAGCUGCCGCGUACCAGGACAGUGCCAAAAAGUAGUUGAGUAAGAGGUGGAGACAAACGGCAAGGUCAAUGUGUAAAAGUCUGCGUAGGAGACCAAUGAAUUAGUUUUGCAUCACCUGAAGAAAGGCACCCAAAAGGCUUACGUCACUGUACUCCAUGGGCCUGCACUUCUGAAUCCCUUCUUACUAGACUGUAUGGCUGAAUAUAAAAAGUUGACUUCUUUUAGAGCACUUUUUUUUACAUUUGUAUAAUUUUUCUGCAGCACUAAACACUGGAGAGGUUCAUUUUUACAUGCCUUUUUGGAAGCAGAACUUGGAUUAUGAACCUAAAUGACCGUCCUUCCUCAUGCAAAGCAGUGCCAUGAGUUCUACAAGGGAACAGAGUUACAAAAGGAGCAACACGAGAGGUUCUCCAAUACACUUCUCUUUAAAUCAUUUCUGGGGGAGGAGUGGAGGGUGGGUGCCUGGCUCCAAAAAUGGUGUUUGCUCUCCAAGAUGUUGGAAAAAAUGCCAAGCAAAAAACCAACCAACCUAACAGGUAUUUUACCUUCUGUAGGAACAAGAGCACUGCUCAGCAGCAGACUUGAUUGACUUGUGUGCAGUAGCUAACUAAGGAGUUAGGUGGACUUGUCUAACAGGAAAACAUAUUUUUGUUUGUCUGUCUGUCUGGUUGGUUUUGAUCUGGUCUAAUGUAAAUGGGUAAAGGAGACACCUGAAGUAGGUUCAGAUGUUUACAUCAAUACUUGUCCAAUAACACAUACAAUCAGGUUCAGGGAAACAUUUUACUAAAUGCCAAUAUAUACACACUGUUCACAUUUAUACAGUAACUUGCUUGCCAUGUGUAAAUAUAUACAUAUUUUAGCAGAUUUCCUCAAUGCUACAGAUUUUUUAUAAAAAAAAGAAAAUCACCCGUCUGUAUUAUCUAGAGUUUAAGCAAGAGUUAGUUUUUAUAGGUAGAUAAUUUUACAGUUCUAAAAUAAUAGAACUUUGUGUAAGUACCUUAAAUUAGAGCAAAACUCUGUUUUGUAUGGGCUCAUGCAUCCCCAGAUAAGUAAGUCUGAAGUGCUGAUUUUAUUCCAGUGGCGCAUUCUGUGGGUCAGGCUGAGGUUCUGACAGCAUUGCCACUGCAAUCCUCUAUUUUCAGGGGUUUAGACAAAGUUGCUCUGGGCUUAAACCUUACAGAGAAGGAACCCAGGAAAGAAACGUGUUUUUUAAUUAUUAUUUUUUAAAAUAUAUGAAAUUAGUUUUUGACUAUUUAAAAAAAGGUUGGGUUCUCAUUGCUUUUUAUUUUCAUUCUUAAUAACGUCAGAAUAAAUUUACUUUUAAGAGAGAAAAAGAAAUAUGGUAAGUUAGUGGUACAUAAAAUGGUCUGAUGAGCUUGGAUCUUAUGAGAAAUGUAUUAAUGGCCAGAACAUUUUUCAAUAGUGGCUACUGUACAUGGGCAUUGACAACAUUUCAAAGAAAUUUAAUAGGGUUUUAAUGUGCCUGAGGACAUAUUUUUAUGAUACACUGAAAAAGCUCCAAAAAUUACUGAAGUCUAAAGGUAAAUGUUAUGUAUUUACAAAAUAUUUUGAUAUGAGUAUUUAAUCAUCAGACCACAGUUAAUAUAAAAUAUAUGCUCCAGUGUAUCUGAAAAAUAAUAUACAUUUUAAAAAUAUACAUGUCUAUAUUAUGCAGAGAAUCCAAAUUCACGUCAUUGAAGCUAAUGGGUCUGAUCUUACAUAGCAGUUGGUUUUAUUGUCUCUUAAAUUGAAAGAAAAAAAGGAAAAUAAAUAUACAGAAUAUACAUUUGAAGGAUAUUAAGGUUAUAGAUUAACCAUAAAAAGCCAGGAAAUACCAUAGUAAGAAUUGUAUAUAUGUAUAUGUGUGGUUCACUGGGGAAAUGACAUUAUAGUCUCAAAGGUAAAAUUGGCAUCUAGUUCUGAAAUUACUGCAGGAUUUAACAGCAAACUGCAACGUCCCAGUGAACAGGGAGAAAGUGUUAGUUUUCCUGAUCAGUCCCUGUUAUGGUUUGAGUAAGAACCUUAAUACACUUCAAACAAGAUUAUUUUAUAUGUUUUCUUUCUAAUGUGUAUGUGUGUGGUUUUCUACAUGCCUACUCACAGAGACGUGUUGUACAUAUGCAUGUGUAGUCGGGACGCACCUCCUCCUAGGGUACGUGCACCUGGGCAAGGGCACACACCCAUGCACACUUGUGCUCAGAUGUGAACACAGCCAUGCAUGCGUGCUCCCACGCACAGGCUGAGGGGAUGUGCUGUAGGUCUGUCUACAAACACGCUGUCAGUGAUUUCCUUUGCCUGAGAAAGGGAUUUGCAUUUGGCCUGACUCUGCCUGUACAUUUUAGAAAGUUAAAGCUGAUAUACCCUCAAAAGGAUGAACGUACAGAACAUGGAAUAUUAUCCCGGUCCUCAGCCCUAAACCUAACAUUCCUUUUUCUGUUCUUUUGUUUUUGUUUGACUGUAAGGGACACAUCUUUCCUUGCAUGACAACUCUGCAGAAAAAUCAUAAAUCCCUAUUUUGUUGUAAGGACAAAUUGGGCAGAGAGAUUCUAUAAGGUACUGGAAGUUGAGAGGGAGGGAGGAUGUGGUGAGCUUGGGGUAGUACCAUAAAAACUGGAAGCACUGAGUACAGGUAGUAGGAGUGGUGCAUCUUUAAAACCGCUAGAAGAUACUAGCUACCAUCUCUACAGGACUUGUGUGCGGCAAAUUAUUUAUCAUAUGCAUUUUGUUUGCAUUGUGGCAUGUCUGUAUUGAGAAACCAAUAGAGUGACACUAGACUAGCUCCCUCUCACGUAAUGACUAACACGAAUCAUCAUUAAAAUGCUUUGGCUUCCCUUCA
This is a messenger RNA of Athene cunicularia (burrowing owl), 3755 nucleotides long. It is a transcript of the gene AMER2, whose product is annotated as APC membrane recruitment protein 2. Gene Ontology annotation, molecular function: phosphatidylinositol-4,5-bisphosphate binding; beta-catenin binding. The transcript has 2 exons. Gene Ontology annotation, biological process: regulation of canonical Wnt signaling pathway. The record is from RefSeq and is a predicted model, not a curated record. The annotation marks the transcript as partial. Gene Ontology annotation, cellular component: plasma membrane. NCBI's taxonomy places the organism in Eukaryota, Metazoa, Chordata, Aves, Strigiformes, Strigidae.